AUGGCUCUGGCUCUCCUACCUUCGCUGAUUGAAGCUGUCCCGACUCCUAACCCGUGGGGCCAGACCACAUACUUCCCUGUCGUCGAUCAAUGGCUUCAAGACCAUCAUGCAGGCAAAUACCCCAAGUGUACCGAAGACAAGAUCAAGAUACGCAAGGACUUCGGCUCUAUGCAGCAAGAUGAGAGGAAGGCAUAUACCGACGCCAUCAAUUGUAUAGCCUCAAAGCCCUCACAGCUCGACCAGACAUUAUAUCCUGCUGCUAUUAACCGUUAUUUUGAUUACGCUGUCACCCACGUCAACCUGACUCGUGUUGUCCACCUCGACGGUUUCUUCUUGACAUGGCACCGUUACUAUCUCCAUCUCUUCGAAAAGGACUUGGAGGAGACCUGUGGCUACAAGGGCGCAUUCCCCUACUGGAACUGGCCUGCCACCGCCGAUAAUCUCCAUGGCAGCGCUGUCUUCGACGGGUCAGAGUACUCCAUGUCUGGUGAUGGUGUCUAUGUCGAUUCUGGUCCGGUUGUGCUUUCGCCUACUCUGUCACUUCCUCACGGAUCUGGCGGGGGUUGUGUCACCAAUGGUCCCUUUGCUGGAUGGGAGAGAACAAUGGCUGAUAUUCCUACUACCAACAUCGUUCAAGGCCUGCCGUUGCCUGAGACUGCUUUCAAUCUCAACAGAUCAUGCUUGACUCGGGAUCUCAAUACCUUCGCCGCUCAGACAUGGACAAAUUAUACUGCUCUUUAUCAAGCAUUAGACGCAGAAAACCUACAUGAGUUCGAUGAUUUGAUCAACGGAGUUGUUGGAGGAGGCUCCCUGGGUUUACACUCUGGAGCUCACUUUAUUGUCGGAUCUCCUGGUUCAUCCAUCUUUGUCUCCGUCAUGGAUCCUAUCUGGUGGCCACUGCACGCAAUGCUCGACAACCUCUAUACCUCAUGGCAGAUUCGUCAUCCUGAACUUGCCAAUGACGUCUUCGGUACCGAAACUGCUCAGAACCUUCCGCCUAGCAAUAAUGUGACUUUGGAUUCGGUUCUACCCAAUUGGGGAUAUUUCGAAAAGCAGUCUUUCAGUGUUGGGGAGCUUAUCAGCACAACUGCAGGCCCCUUCUGUUACAAGUACGACGUUGCAUUGUAA
Exophiala aquamarina CBS 119918 is the source of this 1128-nucleotide messenger RNA. RefSeq lists its product as uncharacterized. Gene Ontology annotation, molecular function: oxidoreductase activity. The transcript has a single exon. The record is from RefSeq and is a predicted model, not a curated record. Bases 1 to 1128 code for a protein of 375 amino acids. Lineage: Eukaryota; Fungi; Ascomycota; Eurotiomycetes; Chaetothyriales; Herpotrichiellaceae.